AGCGAGUAAUAUGUAUAGGGCCUACCUAAGCAUUGCCUAUUUAAAGUAAAUCACAAACAGGACGCCUAUAGUUGACAUGGCUGAUUUGGCUGAGAAAACAAGCGAACUCACAAUGAGUGAUAAGCCAGCUGUAAUGUAUAUAUCUGAAAAGGAGGGGAAUGAUGAAUCAGGAGAUGGAUCAGAACAAAAACCCCUCCAGACUCUACUACGUGCAAUGACGGCUUCAGGAGGGGAACCUUUCCCCAAAUUCAUGGGAGACUCGAAGAAGGAAGGAGAGAGAUGGGAAGAAGUCUCACAAGCUCAGAGGAAGAAGAUCACCAAGCUGUUUGCCAAGGAGCAGAGGAAAACAUCUGAACGUGAAAAGAAAGAGGCAGAAGAUGCGGAGAAGAGGCAGAAGAACUUGGAGGAGGCCAAGAAGAUCACGAUUGAGGAAGACUCAAGCUUGCCAGCUGCUAAAUUGAUCAAGAUCAAGAGUGGUGGAGCCAACAGAGGAACCCGUGUUAAGAUCAAUGGAUGGGUCCAUAGGCUCAGGAGACAGGGUCGAUCUCUUAUGUUCAUCGUUCUGAGGGAUGGUACAGGGUUCCUUCAAUCUGUUCUCAAUGAUAAGCUGUGCCAGACAUAUGAUGCUCUGAUCUUGUCAACGGAAAGUACAGUGACCUUGUAUGGUGUCCUCAAGGAAGUCCCAGAGGGAAAAUCGGCUCCUGGUGGACAUGAGCUUCAUGUUGACUACUGGAGUCUAAUACAUGCCGCCCCAGCAGGUGGUGUGGAUAAUGUGGUCAAUGAGGAUUCCAAUGUUGAUGUUCAGCUGGAUCAGAGGCACAUGAUGAUGAGAGGAGAAACACUUUCCAAAAUCAUGCGUGUUCGGUCAACUGUUACACAAUGUUUUAGAGAUCAUUACUUCAGCCAAGAUUAUGAUGAGCUAACCCCUCCAACCCUGGUUCAAACCCAAGUGGAAGGAGGUUCUACUCUGUUCAAGCUGGGUUUCUUUGGAGAAGAGGCAUACCUGACCCAGUCUUCUCAGCUUUACCUGGAGACUGUACUCCCUUCCAUGGGGGAUGUGUUCUGCAUAGCGCAGUCUUACAGAGCAGAGCAGUCCCGAACACGCAGACAUUUAGCUGAGUAUACUCACGUUGAGGCCGAGUGUCCAUUUAUUACAUUUGAUGACCUUCUGGACAAGCUUGAGUUCCUGGUGUGUGAUGUGGUAGAUAGGGCCCUUGCCUCCCCUGUCGGUGAUCUUAUCAUGGAACUUCACCCGGGUUUCAAGCCUCCCAAGAGGCCCUUCAAGAGGAUGAACUAUGCUGAUGCCAUUGUGUAUCUCAAAGAACACGAUAUCAGGAAGGAGGAUGGCACCUUCUAUGAAUUUGGAGAGGAUAUCCCAGAAGCACCCGAAAGGAAGAUGACUGACCAAAUCAAUGAGCCAAUUCUGCUAUGCCGAUUCCCAGCUGCCAUCAAGUCCUUCUACAUGCCUCGAUGCCCUGAGGAUGAUCGCCUUACAGAGUCCGUGGAUGUCUUGAUCCCGAAUGUAGGUGAGAUCGUAGGAGGAUCGAUGAGGACGUGGAAUUAUGAUGAACUAAUGGCAGGAUAUAAACGUGAGGGCAUCGACCCCUCUCCGUACUACUGGUACACUGAUCAGAGGAAGUAUGGAAGCUGCCCCCAUGGAGGAUACGGUCUCGGACUGGAACGUUUCCUGACCUGGCUCAUGAACCGUCAUCAUAUCAGGGAUGUAGCCUUCUACCCUCGCUUCAUGGAGAGGUGUAAACCAUAGAGGGCGACACAUCAAGGAUAACAGAGUAUGGAACCUGUGUCGAAGAGACGGAACCUCAAUGCAAAGGCCAUGACUUCAACAUGGGUUAAAGUCAGAUCCCAAAUGGCUCCACAUUUAAUUUCUAACACUAAUCGAUUUCUUAACUGCGAUUCCAGGCAAUGUGACCUGUACAAGAUUAAACUUUUACCAUCUUAUUUCAUCUAAAAAAUAAAAAAUGUUUGUGAUACAACUAUUGGCUAAUAGUAGUGUUACUUACUUAAUCAAUAAUCAAUCGUACUAUCAAAGCAAUCUUCAUUUUUGGAAGAAAUAUGUGGAUAAAAGUCGUUCAGGAUGUUGUACAGGAUACUUUGCACAGAGUCGCCUAUACUUCAACUAUAAUCUUAUACAUUUGACUAAAUAAAACCUGGAGAAAAUGUCACAAGAGCCAAUUGACCUCCCAAACAUACACCAUGUAUAAAGCAACUCUGUUUCUUUACCAGUCUGAGAGACAGUUAUCUUCUCAUAAGAUGAUGAUUAGUACCAUUAUAAUAGGAAAUAAACUUUCUUGUGAGUACAAGAUGAAAAUAGAAAUAUAUGUUAAUGUUAGUAUUCUCUUCUGAUGAAUAUGAUGGGGAUUCAAUUUCAGAAGUUACCAUUUUUUUCAUAAUGGUGGUCCUUUCACACAGGUUUCAUAUCUUAUCACUUUUGUUAUUCUCUUUUUCAUUACAUCUUUACUUUGCUUAGUAAUUUUAUUCUCAUUCACAUUUUACCAAUGUGCAUGGCCAUAACAGCCUUAUUCAGGCAUUUUUUUUUGGAGAAAAGGGUCCUUAGACGUAUAGACUGAUAGUCAGAGAUGGAUAAAAUUCUUAUUUUUUCUCUGUUAUAUUUUUCUUUUGUUUUCAUUCUAAUACAUUGAUUUGUACUUACCGGGUACCUUUAUGCAAUAAAUUCAAUUUUAUUUAAGAUUGGUAUUAACUUUAUUUUUUUCAAUAAGGCAUAUGAUUGCAAAUGUAGGUACAAGUAUUGUGUAGUGACAUAUAACCAUUAUCACGCUUUUGCUCAUAGUUAUUAGACAAAUGCAAAAGCUCUUGUGCUGAAACGUCAAUGUUAAAACCUUGACAUAUGAAUAUGAUUCAAUAUAGAAAAAUGAUUUGUGUAUGGUAUUCUUCUUAUGUAAGAAAACAAUUGUGCUUAAAGAGAAUUUUGAGUACUGGGCCCCGUUUCUUAAAACUUGUCAUCAAUGUCAAGUUACAAUUACUUUUAUAAGCUACUGAAAUCCUUGUAUUUGUUUGGCUGACAGCAGAUCUUUUUUUUUUUUAAAGAAUUUCGGCAUUUGUUAUUGAUAUGACAUUUUAUGAAACAGGACUAAUUCUCUGAAUUCCUAAUAUCUCAUGGAUGAAACAUUCUCAAGAAGAUGGAAACAUGGGAAAGUUUCUCAAGUAAAACAGAUUAUGUCGGCUUAGAUCUCUUAGAAUUUUCAAAGAAAAAGAAUCAUGUGAUCAACUAAAUGCACCAAGAAAAACAAAUUUAAACCAAUUCCCAUGUAAGUGACCAAUAAUGUGUAUUACCUUCAGCAAAUUGGGCUAGGAAAUAACACUUAUGUACCCAUUUCUCUCUUGCAUAUGUCAUCAUGACAGCUGUGACUCAUGCAAUUAUGUCUGAUAGCUAUAUUUUGCCAGAUUCUUUGUCACGCCAUUUCAGUUUUCUGUGAAUUAAUCCUGUAUAAUCCAACUUUUUUUGGUAAUAUACCAUGAAGUGUGAAAAAAAAAACAUUCCGAUUUAGGUUUGCCAUAUUUGGAUGUUUUUCUUUCCUGUGCUCUUUGUACCAGGUAUGCCUGUAAAUGGCUACAGAAUCAUGUAUCAAUCUUUUUAGUCUACAGCAACAGCUCCCUUAAAACCUUUUUCUUCUUUUUGUCAAUUUCGUCUUAUAUCUUUCAUUUUAUAGGAAUGAAAGAACCAAACAUUCUUCUAAAGACAUCAUAUGUUCUAUUUUUUCUUUUCUUUUGGGGUGGAGGUAUUGUAAGAUGAGAACCUAGUUCUUGUUAGAACCGGUAACUCCUUUUUUUCUGUUUUAGUAGUAUGUGGAAUAAUAAUAAUAAAUGCAUUGCAUGAAGAUUAACAAUAAA
Messenger RNA from Strongylocentrotus purpuratus (purple sea urchin), 3870 nucleotides. RefSeq names its product asparagine--tRNA ligase, cytoplasmic (gene nars1). Lineage: Eukaryota; Metazoa; Echinodermata; Echinoidea; Camarodonta; Strongylocentrotidae. Gene Ontology annotation, molecular function: asparagine-tRNA ligase activity; nucleic acid binding; ATP binding. Gene Ontology annotation, biological process: asparaginyl-tRNA aminoacylation. The transcript is spliced from 20 exons. Gene Ontology annotation, cellular component: cytoplasm. The record is from RefSeq and is a predicted model, not a curated record. The coding region runs from base 77 to 1765 and encodes 562 amino acids.